Arxiozyma heterogenica is the source of this 1062-nucleotide messenger RNA. It is a transcript of the gene SPT3, whose product is annotated as transcriptional regulator SPT3. The record is from RefSeq and is a predicted model, not a curated record. Gene Ontology annotation, cellular component: SAGA complex. Lineage: Eukaryota; Fungi; Ascomycota; Saccharomycetes; Saccharomycetales; Saccharomycetaceae. Gene Ontology annotation, biological process: transcription by RNA polymerase II. The coding region runs from base 1 to 1062 and encodes 353 amino acids. The transcript has a single exon. Gene Ontology annotation, molecular function: transcription coregulator activity; protein heterodimerization activity.
AUGAGUGGAACACAAGAUAAAUAUAGAUAUAGAAUAGAAAUUCAGCAGAUGAUGUUUGUUUCUGGUGAAAUAACGGAUCCACCAGUAGAAACAACCUCAUUAAUUGAAGAUAUUGUUAGAGGACAAGUUAUUGAGAUCCUUCUACAGGCUGCUAAAACAUCUCAUGCUAGAGGAACUAGGUCAAUUUUACCAGAAGAUAUUAUUUUUCUUAUUAGGCAUGAUAAGGCUAAAGUAAAUAGAUUACGAACAUACCUUUCAUGGAAGGAUUUAAGAAAGAAUGCUAAAGAUCAGGAUGCUACUGCAUCUUUGAAUGCAGGGGGAUCAGGGCCUGGUGAUGACGAUGGUAAAGACAAUAGAGAUGGAAAGGAUAAGGAUGGUAAGGAUGGUAAGGACAACAUGAUGAAAGUAAAAAAAUCAGCUAUCAAGCUACCUUGGGAGUUACAAUUUAUGUUUAACGAGCAACCAUUAGAGAAUAAUGAAGAUUCUAAUGACUUGGAUGAAGAUGAAAGGGAAGCCAACAUUACAACACUAAAACGUUUGAAGAUUGCUGAUGAUAGGACUAAGCAUAUGACAAAGGAAGAAUAUGUUCACUGGUCUGAUUGUAGACAAGCCAGUUUCACAUUUAGAAAGGCUAGGCGGUUCAAAGACUGGUCAGGUAUUACACAUUUAAUAGAAGGGAAACCUAAUGAUGAUGUCAUAGACAUUCUUGGUUUUCUGACUUUUGAGAUUGUUUGUUCAAUAACUGAAACAGCAUUGAGGAUUAAGAAAAAUGAACAGUUACAACUGCAACGAAAAGCAAACAAUCAAUCAUUCGAGAUUACGCAUAGUUCAAAUUCUGCAUCUAAUCCAACAAACUUACAAUUUCAAACCACAACUUUGUCUCAUAAUUGUGGCAAUAAAAGGAAAAAAAGACUUUUUGAUGGUCCAGACGAUGCACUUGAACCCUUAAAACCAAAACAUAUUGAAGAAGCAUGGAGAGUACUUCAGUCCAUAGACAUGAAACAUAGAGCUGUAACUAAUUUUAAAGGAGGAAGAUUAUAUUCGAGACCAAUAAUUCUGUAA